Lampris incognitus (smalleye Pacific opah) is the source of this 1915-nucleotide messenger RNA. RefSeq names its product family with sequence similarity 49 member Bb (gene cyribb). The transcript has 12 exons. The coding region runs from base 175 to 1152 and encodes 325 amino acids. The record is from RefSeq and is a predicted model, not a curated record. NCBI's taxonomy places the organism in Eukaryota, Metazoa, Chordata, Actinopteri, Lampriformes, Lampridae. Gene Ontology annotation, molecular function: small GTPase binding. Gene Ontology annotation, biological process: regulation of actin filament polymerization; positive regulation of T cell activation.
UUUCUCUUGAGCCCCCACAGCUAGCGUGGUAUUCAGACGGCGACUCCCGUUUUCUCUGCCAGCUUCUAGAGGCUGACCUCGCCUGGAGGACUGUGACCUGGGGCCACCUGCCAGGCCGGGCCUCCCUCCUCCUCCUCAUUGACAGUCUCACAGUCUCACCGCCGGUAUUGUAACAUGGGGAACCUCCUGAAAGUUUUGACGUGCACAGAUCUGGAACAGGAGCCCAAUUUUUUCCUAGAUUUUGAAAACGCCCAGCCCACAGAAGCAGAGCGAGAGGUGUGGGAGCAGGUGGAUGUGGUGCUGAAGGACGCCAAGGGGAUCCUGGACGAGCUGCAGGCGUAUAAGGGAGCAGGCCAGGCGAUCCGUGAGGCGAUCCAGAAUCCUAAUGAUGAUGCAUUGCAGGAGCAGGCUUGGGCAGCUGUGGUCCCCCUGGUGGGAAAACUGAAAAAGUUCUACGAGUUCUCCCAGAGAUUAGAGGCAGCACUACACAGCCUCCUGGGAGCUCUGACCAGCGAGACAUACGACGACACAACUCAGCACCUGGAGCGAGAGCAAGCGCUGGCCAAGCAGUUUGCCGAGAUCCUGCACUUCACACUGCGCUUUGACGAGCUUAAAAUGACAAAUCCUGCCAUCCAGAAUGACUUUAGCUACUACAGGAGAACCCUGAGCCGCAUGCGGAUCAACAAUGUGCCGGCGGAAGGUGAAAAUGAAGUCAAUAAUGAACUGGCCAAUCGGAUAUCCCUGUUCUAUGCGGAUGCCACACCCAUGCUGAAAACAUUAAGUGACGGGACGACGAAGUUUGUAUCGGAGAAUAAGAACUUGCCAAUUGAGAACACAACAGAUUGCUUAAGCACAAUGGCGAGUGUCUGUAAAGUCAUGUUGGAAACUCCCGAUUACCGUAGUCGUUUCACCAGUGAGGAGACUGUGUCAUUCUGUCUCCGGGUGAUGGUGGGGGUCAUCAUCCUGUAUGAUUACGUUCACCCUGUUGGAGCAUUUGCAAAGUCCUCCAAAAUUGAUAUGAAAGGCUGCAUUAAAGUCCUCAAAGAUCAGCCUCCUAAUAGCGUCGAAGGUCUUCUCAACGCUCUCAGGUACACAACCAAGCAUCUGAACGAUGAAUCGACCAACAAGACUAUCAAGAGCAUGCUGCAGUAAGACUGAGCUGCUACAACCGCUUGCCUCACACCCUGUUAGGGAGACACCACUCUCCUCCGAAUGAUGUCGGUGCACAGAAUGUUUUUCGCUUUUUUUUUUUUCUUAUUUUUCUUCUUAUAAGGAACAAGAGCUAUAGCUCCGUCCCCUUUUUAUAAUGCAAAAUGCUACUGCCAUUAUGUGCAUCUUUUUCCGUGCCAAAAAAGAUGAUGUUGCAGAGAUGUAAUGUUUUCGAUGAGGCCAUACAACAAUGGCAGCUAAUGAAAGCAUUGUGGAUUCUCUGGUGUUUUUUUUUUUUUUUUAGUUUUUUUUUUAUAUAUAUAUAAAUGUCUUGUUUUUCCCUAUGUAAGGGACGGGAGUGCUUUGACUUGAAAAUUUAAAAAGAGAUAUAUAGAGAAGUAUAUAUUAUUUUUGUUUGAUCUGUUAUUUAAUAUUACAUCUUCUGCAUGAUGAAAAUGUCUUUUCCUCUAUUUAAAAACUAAUGGUUCUGUUUAAAUUUGUCUGCUCUAUUGUGCAUUAAAUGUUUUGUUAUUGAAAUGGUACUUGUCAAAAUGAGAUUAUUAAUGAGUACUAUUUGUUUUAUAAAAAAAUUUUUUUUAUGGGUCUUGAUUUGUGCGUGUGUCCAUUUCAUGGUUGUGUUGUAUUUUUCAUUUGACAUUUUAAACUGUGAUGUGCGCAAAUCAAAUUACAGUCGGGAGUCUGUACUGUAAAAUGGACAGUAUGUUGCGGCUCGAGAAAAAAAGGUAAAAUAAAACGAGAACUCUUG